This is a messenger RNA of Clarias gariepinus (North African catfish), 2887 nucleotides long. RefSeq names its product CDP-diacylglycerol--inositol 3-phosphatidyltransferase (phosphatidylinositol synthase) (gene cdipt). The coding region runs from base 89 to 730 and encodes 213 amino acids. The record is from RefSeq and is a predicted model, not a curated record. The transcript is spliced from 6 exons. NCBI's taxonomy places the organism in Eukaryota, Metazoa, Chordata, Actinopteri, Siluriformes, Clariidae. Gene Ontology annotation, cellular component: Golgi apparatus; membrane. Gene Ontology annotation, biological process: phosphatidylinositol biosynthetic process. Gene Ontology annotation, molecular function: CDP-diacylglycerol-inositol 3-phosphatidyltransferase activity.
GAAAGGCAGCGCGUGAAGGGAGGGAGAGAGAGAGAGAGAGAGAUACAAACAUACUGUACAUCGACACACGAAAAUCACGACCAGAACGAUGGCGGAGGAAAAUAUAUUUCUGUUUGUCCCAAAUUUAAUCGGCUAUGCCCGGAUCGUCCUGGGUUUGUUAUCCUUCUAUCUGAUGCAGUGCUGUCCUGCUCCUGCGGUGUUCUGUUAUCUACUGAGCGCACUGCUCGAUGCGUUUGAUGGACAUGCAGCCCGAGCCCUUAAUCAAGGCACUAAGUUUGGAGCCAUGCUGGACAUGUUAACCGACCGGUGUGCCACCAUGUGCUUGUUGGUGAACCUGUCGCUUCUGUACCCGUCCUAUACAUUUCUUUUCCAGUUAAGCAUGUGCUUGGAUAUAUCCAGCCACUGGCUGCACCUGCACAGUUCUGUAAUUAAGGGAGCAAGCAGUCACAAGGCCAUUGACUUGUCUGGCAACCCCAUCCUCAGGAUCUAUUACACGUCCAGGCCGGUGCUGUUUUUCAUGUGCAUGGGGAACGAGCUGUUUUAUUGUCUUCUCUACGUGAUCUACUACAUCGAAGAGCCACAGGUGUGGCUGCAGUGGCUGCUGGGAGUGUGUGCUGUGGUGUCUCUGUUGAAGUCGGGCAUCAGCGGUCUCCACCUCAUCACCGCCUCCCGUAACAUGGCUGCCAUCGACCUGGCCGAGCGUGAAAGCGAGAGGAGUAAGGACAAAUGAUGGAGGCAAAAGGGAAGAGUAUGAGGGUUGUGGCUUUAUGUGGGGAAGAGAGUAAGUGACCAAGAAGUUGGUGAAAUAAGGGAAUAAGGGAGAUGUGAAAGUGGAUGUGGGCCAGCGUUCAUCGAAAUGAAAUGCAGGACCAUUUGCAUACUGAGAGUUUAUUUAUUUAUUCUUAGACUGCUUGAAAUAAUGUAAUUCAUGUAGCAGCAAAAUGCUGGUGUUUAAACCUAAAUAUUAAAUGAAAUAUUGUUUGCGGCUGACCCCUUACCUCGUUCCCUAAGUAAAGGUUUGGAUGUGUGUGUAAAUCAUGUACUUUAAAUUGUGGGAAAGUAGAACAUCUUGCCAUACCCCCAACCCUGCCCCUUCUCUCUCUCUAUCUCUCACAGACACUAUAUACACACACAGUAUAUGCCGAAAUAUACAGUACUAAAAUGAAAAGACUGAAUGAGUUUAUUUCUCCUGAAAGAAACUAACACGCACUAUUAGCGUAUUGAUUUACCACUGUAUGCAUAAUGCAAGUGUUCAAGGUGUGUGUGUGCGUGCACCACCUCGCUGUAGACUGUGUACAUAUCGAUCACGCAGAUUCUCAACCAGGAUUAAAACCCGGAACUAAGGACGCUGCAGACUCUUGCAAAAGGAGACGAUUUACUGGCGUAAUGCCGGCACAGUUCUUCACUGUUUUAACAGUCGAACACAUUUCCCUUUAACAUUCCCCAUCAGGUGAGGCAUCAGAUGGUGUGAGAUCAGGGGAAUGGGACGGCUAUGAGAAGGAAUGUGUUCAGCCAUCUUUUUUAAACCCGCUGUUUCCAUUCACAAUCGCUUCUGUAAGAGCGGAAAUAUUACUCAACUAUAAAUACUCUUUCCUUCACUGAGAGACCCAUUUCUAACAACUACUACACAACACAACUUCCUUUUCACUGCUGUGAACACGUGUCUGGAGCUUUACCCCAUUAACAAACACAAAUGCGUGUCUGAGAUGUGUACGAUUCGGUACUGUAUAUUUUGGCACAAACCGUGUGUAUAAAAACUUUUUGUUUUAUUUGGGUUAUUUCCUGAUUUUUUAUUUCUGUUUGUUAGUUUAUUAUUGCUGUUUCUAUACUUCUACCAAUCAUGAUGUAGACCUUUUGCAGACACGAUUACAGUGACGUUAGUCUCAACAGCAGAUUGCAGAAGUACCGUUAAACCGACAUUAGGCUGUUGUGUAUUAUCAUUGAUAAUUACAUUCAAGGUGUUUUUCAGAACCUCCUGAUUAUCUACUGUAUUACCUGAUGCUUUGUCGCAGCUUCUGUUCAGCUGAUUACUUUCAUAUUCAGUAUGUCAUAGUGGACUUCAGCUUAUUCAAAAGGGAAUUUGUUUGAUUUGUUAUCAUAAAGUGAUUACCUCAGACAGUUUACAGAUAUGAAAAUCCUUGAUUUGGUGGCAUUUGUUAGUGAUGGCGUUAGUAUUUGCUCAUUCAGUGCUGCUGUUGCAAAUGAGAUGAUGCUAUGGAAUAAAUAUACUGUGCUUUAUGCUUUUUAAAAUAAUGUGCAGGUAAUGUUAAUACUGACAGUUCAGGAUUUUUAAUUUAUAGCUAACUAACUGUUUUGGGGUUCAAUCCCAACUAGCGUAAAAUAGGCAUCUAAUGCACUCUGUAGGUUGUUAAAUCCCAUGUUGCACACACCAAGGACUAGGUGUUUGGAAUUCAGCUUUUAGCUAGAAGCUAGCUAGCUUUGUAGCUCAAGUGUAAAACACAACAUGAACGGUUCAGAGGCAGUACAGAACAACUUGGAGUAAGUCGAGUCAUGUAGGUUUUUUAUUGUCAUUCCAACCAUAUACCCAAGAAGCAGUUACUAAGAACAAAAAGUGUUGUUUAAGUGCUCCUGUGACUGUUUCAAAUGUGGGUUUUGGCACCGGCAUCCAGUAAGUCGCAUCCCGUUGGGGGACGAUGGCAGGCAGGCGUCAUGAUGUCAGGUGCAAAAGGUCUAUGUCAUAGUGUGAAUUGCUGAUACCACACAAAUUUCUGUAUUCAUGACCACACAACCCCAAAGGAUCAAUACUCCUCGUCAACUGUAUCCUAAAGGAAUGUAGUGAGUCAUGGUAAGAGUAUUUUUGUCUAUGGUCGUACUCUUUGUACUGUACUAGCUGGUAUGGCAAUAAAGAUAUCUUUUCACAACUGGA